Ectocarpus siliculosus is the source of this 1350-nucleotide messenger RNA. The record is from the annotation of a GenBank genome assembly. Lineage: Eukaryota; Phaeophyceae; Ectocarpales; Ectocarpaceae.
AUGGCGACCUUCCUCCUCCUGGACGCCACGGACCAAGCCAUCACCCUGUGCUGGGAGCGCGGACCCGACGUCUCCGUCGAGGAAGUGCAAAUGAAAAUGAAAACCACGCCCGCCAAUGACCAACAACGGCAACAGCAAGAGGUAAAGGAUGGGAGUGAAGUGGGCAACGAGGUGGCGCCGAGCAGCGGCUCCGGCGGCGGCGGCGGCGGCGGCGGCGGCCUCGGCGAGGAAGGCGACGAAGGCGACUGGGUGACGCUGUCCAAAUCGCUGGGGUCCAGCGCCCUGAGGAAGAAGAAGCUCGCCCCCGGGACGGAGUACGUGUUUCGACGGAGGGCGAGAAAGCAGGAGGAGGAGGAGUGGGGGCCAUGGUCAAAGACUUCCGAGCCGUUCCGAACGCUCUCGGAGGGGGAAAUGCAGCCAAGCGCUCCGGCGGUCAAGCUGCGUGAGGCCGGUGCUCUUGUGAUGGAGUGGCCAGCAGUUCCAUCUGCAAGCGGUUACGAGAUUCAGAUGAGCACGUCGGGGAGCGAAUGGUGCACGCUCACGGCCUCGUUCGGAUCUACCCUCCUCAGGAAGAAAGGCCUAGAGGGCUCCAAGCAGUACCGGUUUCGACUCCGGCCCGUGUUCGGCGGCGGCACGCAAGAGGGAAGGGGUGGAUGGGGGUGGUCCCCUUCGUCGGAUCUCGCCUCCCCGGCGGUGCUGAACGCCUUCUUGCGGUCUCAAGCGCCGGCGGAGUUGGUGGGGAGAGGGAAGGCGGUCGUGAGCAGAGACAUUCUCGCCGGGAAGAUUGUAGCCUUCUACUUUUCCGCCUCGUGGUGUGGCCCAUGCCGAAAGUACACUCCGCAGUUAGCGGCCCUGUACACCCGGGCCAAGGCCCAGCACAAGGCGUUCGAGGUGGUAUUUGUCAGCCUAGACGGGGACGAGGAGUCCAUGGACAGGUACCACGCCGGCAUGCCCUGGCCGGCCGUCCCAUACGACCACCCUUUCCGGGAAGACUUCGCGUCAAGCAAGGGAGUCAACUCGGUGCCCCGACUCGUCGUCACGGGCAGGCGGGGCCAGGAGAUCGCGAGUAACGCCGUGGGGAUGACCUGGGAACAGCUCGUGACUUGGGAAGCGCACGGGUAGUUUUUGUUCGUGUUGUUCACUAGCGUUUCAAGCGGGUCUGUCUAUUGUUUGAAACCGACCAACUGCGUACGAAUGAUGCAUGGCACGAGGGGCGUCUCGUUUGUGGAUUGAUUUUUGUGUUUUUUGAGGUGGUCAUGUGAGAGACAGAGAGAGGCUGUCCGUCUGUCAUGACGGCGCGAGGCCGUGACGCUGGAGUCACCUUGUAGUCGUAACUUUCUUUUUUUUAAA